AUGAAGUCGUUCAUCAUUCUCUCAGCGUUAGUAGCUGUCGCAAUAUGUGCUCCAGUUGAUCUUGAAACAGAUGUGGAACUAGCUCAGCUUAUUGCUAGGCGAAGACUGCCCGCACUGGAACACGAAGAGAUUCACGAUGAAUUCGGUCAGUACGCCUUACGCUACGUCACAGCUGAAGGCACUGUAGUCUCUGAACGGGGAAGACUGGUCCCCACCGCGGAUGGAAAGGAUUACGUCCUGGUUAUUGAAGGAGAAGUUUCGUUUAUUGGAGACGAUGGCAAGCUCUACGUCACUAAGUUUUCAGCUGGCAUCGAUGGAGUCAAGAUGGAAGGCGAUCAUCUUCCAAAAGCCCCUGAACCAGAACCAAUAGCAUAA
Molecule: messenger RNA, 375 nt
Organism: Pieris brassicae (large cabbage white)
Lineage: Eukaryota; Metazoa; Arthropoda; Insecta; Lepidoptera; Pieridae
Product: cuticle protein CP14.6-like
Exons: 2
Coding region: 1-375 (124 amino acids)
Source: RefSeq, a predicted model, not a curated record